Elaeis guineensis (African oil palm) is the source of this 1540-nucleotide messenger RNA. RefSeq names its product probable E3 ubiquitin-protein ligase LUL2. The record is from RefSeq and is a predicted model, not a curated record. Gene Ontology annotation, molecular function: ubiquitin protein ligase activity. Gene Ontology annotation, biological process: protein ubiquitination. Lineage: Eukaryota; Viridiplantae; Streptophyta; Magnoliopsida; Arecales; Arecaceae.
GAUCUUUUUGACUUGGAGCCAAAUUCUUUUCUUUCCUCCCUCCCUUCCUCCCUCCCCAAAAAGAGAAAAAAAAAACCCAUCCAAUUCUCCAUAAUCGUCGUCGCACGCAAAAAUAAGAAUCCCAUCCAAACCAGAAUAAAUCAUGGGUCAGUCAUCAAGCAGCGGGAGAAGGAGAGACGAUUAUUACCACUAUUCACCCUCCUCUUCCUCCCAAAUCCCUCCUCCGAUCUCUUCCGGCUCCUCUCACCCUCCCCCACCGCCCAAUUAUGCCUAUUCCGCGCCUUCUCGCCCCAGUUAUUCCAACCCUUAUCCCAUGCCCGCUCCUCCUCCUCCUCCUCCUAAUACCAAUUCCUCCUCCUACUACCAGACGCCCAGCGCUUGGUUGAGGAAUUCAGUGCCCUGGGCGAGUCGAACCCCGUACCACCCCACGUAUUACGGCCCCAAUCCGGGCGCCGGGUGGCGAUUCCCUCCUCCCCAAUCUUCCGCGGCAGCGAUUACUCAUCCGCAGCCGCCGCCGCCGCCGCCGCCGCCGCCGCCUCCUCCAAUAGAGCAUCAGAAGGCGAAAACCGUGAAGAAUGAUAUUAAUCUGCAUAAGGAUUCGAUCAGGCUGGUGGUUGAUGAGCUAAACCCAGAUCAGCAGCUCGUCUCCUUCACCUUCGAUGCCGUGGUUGAUGGGAGUGUCACUAUAUAUUACUUUGCAAAGGAAGGAGCCAAUUGUCGUUUCUCUCCAAUAUAUCCAGAUAUUUACACACCCAGGAAGGUAGCUUUUCAAAAAGGGUUAGGCCAGAAAUUCAUCCAGCCUUCAGGAUUUGGUAUUGAUUUGGGAUUUUUCGAUUUAGAUGAUCUUGCAAGACCAGUAGGUGGGGAUGUCUUCCCACUUGUUGUUUGUGCCGAAGCUUGCCCACCACUUCCAUCCACAGAUGAACAGGUUGGCCCAUCAACUGCUGCUGCUAAUGCACAGAUUACUCAAGCUGUCAUAGAGAAGACUAACAGUGGAGCCUUUCAAGUCAGGGUAAUUAAGCAGAUCUUGUGGGCUGAUAAUGAACGGUAUGAGUUGCAAGAAAUAUAUGGUAUUGCAAGCUCAGUUAAAACAGAAAUUGGUGGUGAUAAUGCUGAGGAUAUUGGGAAAGAAUGCGUAAUUUGCAUGUCUGAGCCAAGAGAUACUACUGUGUUGCCCUGUAGGCAUAUGUGUAUGUGCAGUGACUGUGCGAAAGCAUUGACACGUCAAUCAAAUAAAUGUCCAAUAUGUCGUCAGCCCGUUGAAAAACUAAUGGAGAUUAAGGUGAACAGUGCUAACCGGUGAAUCAUUAUAACAUCAUAUGAGGCGCGCUGGUAUGCUGGAUUCUACAGUUUUUCUUUUAAUUUGUUCCAUAUUUAUGUUAAAUAACGUUGUCCUUACUCUUGUAUAAUAAUGUACAGUUAAAGUUUCAAAGUACAUUAUGGAGUUGGCAUUUUAGUUAAUUGAAUGGGUAUACAAGAAUGAAUGUUUGAAUGAUGACUGCAAUCGUUCAUUUUUUUAAUAUCAUCAUUGUUCAUUUAU